GGCCGGCGCGCGCGGCUUCGAGAGGUCGCGCGGAACCGGGACCCCAUGGCUGGUCGGCUGCUAAAAGUGUCCUCUGUAGCCACGGCCGUGUUCGCCUCCUCCGGGUUCUACCUCUACGGCAAGCAUGUGGACCUCAGCAACAUCAGCAUCAUCAGAUUUGGCAGAGCCGCGUUAACGACUGCAGUAAUCAGUUAUGACUACAUCACAUCACUCCAAAGCGUUCAAUAUGGAUCAGAGGAGUACUGGGCUCUUAAAUCCAAGGUGCACCGCCGCUCAGCCGAGCGCCUUCGAGACCUGUGCUGUUCAAACCGGGGCACCUUCAUCAAGGUGGGACAGCACCUGGGCGCCCUGGACUACCUUCUGCCGGAGGAGUACACGAGCACUUUGAAGGUCCUGCACAGUCGUGCACCGCAGAGCUCCAUGGCUGAAGUCCAGCAAGUCAUCCGAGAGGACUUCGGCAAGGAGAUUGAGCAGCUGUUUGUCAGCUUUGAAGAAACUCCCCAAGGGGCAGCAUCACUAGCCCAGGUCCACAAGGCGGUACUGUCUGAUGGGAGGACGGUGGCGGUUAAAGUGCAACACCCGAAAGUGCAGUCGCAGAGCUCCCGGGACAUCAUGGUCAUGGAGUUCCUUCUCCAGGCUGUACACUGGGUCUUCCCAGACUUCUCCUUCAUGUGGCUGGUGGAGGAAGCCAAGAAGAACAUGCCGCUGGAGCUGGACUUCCUGAAUGAAGGGCGCAAUGCUGAGAAGGUGGCAGAGAUGCUGAAGGACUUUGACUUCUUGAAGGUUCCUAAGAUCCACUGGGAUCUGUCGACCAAGCGCAUUCUGACCAUGGACUUUGUGGAGGGAGGGCAGGUCAACGACAGAGACUACAUGAAGCGACAUGGCAUCAACGUGAACGAGAUAUCCAGGAACCUGGGGAAGAUGUACAGUGAGAUGAUAUUCGUUCAUGGCUUUGUGCACUGCGACCCCCACCCUGGCAACGUGCUGGUCCGGAAGAGCCCGAGAGGCAAUAAGGCUGAAAUUGUGUUGCUCGAUCAUGGCCUAUAUCAGGUCCUGAACCAGGACUUCCGUCUGGACUACUGUCGGCUGUGGCAGGCCCUGAUGAAGGCAGACAUGAAGGGUGUGGAGAGGUACAGCCGGCGCCUGGGGGCCGGGGACAUGUUCCCUCUGUUUGCCUGCGUGCUCACGGCCCGCUCUUGGGCUUCCGUCAACGCUGGCAUCAGCCAGACUCCCGUCACCAACUCGGAGGAUGUAGAGAUCCGGACCAACGCCGCCCUCUAUCUUCCCCAAAUCAGCGAUCUCUUGAACAAGGUUCCCCGGCAGAUGCUGCUCCUUCUUAAGACCAAUGAUUUGCUGCGUGGCAUUGAGACAACGCUGCAGACACGGGCCAAUGCCAGCUCCUUUCUCAACAUGUCCCGCUGCUGUGUGCGUGCUGUUGCCAGGCACAAGAGGAAGAAGGCCCGGUCUUGGUCGCAGAAGCUGCAGGUCACCCUGUCAGAGGGCUUCAUGUUAUGGCAGAUCAACAUAUAUGAGUUCUUCCUGCGGGUGAAGGCGUCAGCGUUUGGCAGCUGGUUCCUAAGCAUAGUGAACUACUUUCACUACACGCACUGAGCCUCAGUCCUGGCUGCUUGUAGCGGCUCCCUCCUUUGAACUGACCAGUAUAUUAUGUUCUGGGGUAGUGACAGGACCAGCUGUUGCCACAGAUUGAAGGAGGCUCACACCGGUUAAUUCAUGAAGACCCGUCCUUCCCUGGGUGCUUCAUGUUGGCUGAGGUACUCAAUGAUGGAUGCACAGGGAUGUGGCAUGUUCUCUCCAUAGCUACAGUGCACAACGUUCAAAGGUCAAGAGCUUUCUUUGGCCACCUUUUUUUUUUUUUUUUGUCAGGUGGGAUUUUUAGGCUUUUCUUGACACAACAUUAGUACCUUCUGGAGAGGUGGAUUUGAAGUAUAGGAGAACCACUGCUGGUUUACAGUUUACUGCUAAUCACAGGAAGCAUGCAAGGUACUGUGCAUUCACUUCUCAUUUGUGAAAUACUCACUGCUGCGUUUGGAGUAAGCAAGCAGUGAUGAGGUUACCGCAAAAUCUCUGACGGCAGUAUUUGGUAUUAAUGGGUUUUCACAGAAAUUAUACUUCAUUUGCACUCAUUUGCCACUGUACUGUGUUUUUAUCUGUCCUUUGAAUUUAUCAGUGUUA
This is a messenger RNA of Scleropages formosus (Asian bonytongue), 2193 nucleotides long. RefSeq names its product aarF domain containing kinase 1 (gene adck1). Gene Ontology annotation, biological process: mitochondrion organization; lipid homeostasis. The record is from RefSeq and is a predicted model, not a curated record. The transcript is spliced from 11 exons. Gene Ontology annotation, cellular component: mitochondrial inner membrane. Lineage: Eukaryota; Metazoa; Chordata; Actinopteri; Osteoglossiformes; Osteoglossidae. The coding region runs from base 46 to 1611 and encodes 521 amino acids.